Molecule: messenger RNA, 1399 nt
Organism: Rubroshorea leprosula
Lineage: Eukaryota; Viridiplantae; Streptophyta; Magnoliopsida; Malvales; Dipterocarpaceae
Source: the annotation of a GenBank genome assembly
GUCUUUUUGUUUAUUUUUAGACUUUGAUUAAGACUCAAGAAGCAGGGGAGCUUUGAAAAUGGCGGAAAAUGGAGCAAAUCUUCCAUUUCCAGCAGACAAGAACAAAAGACCCACUUCAUUUCCGAGGUUGUUGACCGGAUUUGCUACCUUAAAAGUUUUCACCGAUGCUAAUGAGGCGGUAAUGAGCCCGACCUCUAUACUUGACAGCAAGUCCUUCUCUGCUUUCAGAAACCCUUUCUGGUCCGAUUCUGGCACCCCCAAAACCCCUGAACCUGAAACCCGACACAAGCUCGGCUCCAAAGGGAUCGGCCUAGGCAUUGUUGAUGCUCUCCGUGACGAUGACUCCGAUCCCAAUCAGUCAAAACCCGAGACCCGGAUGAUUCUGUUCGGGUCGCAGCUAAGGAUCCAUAUUCCUCCUCUGCCUCCCUCUGUUCUUUCUCCAGCGGAAUCGCCCAAAUCCACUCCGGAGUUCGGUAUCAAAACGAGGAAUUCUCAAUUGGGUUUGCUUUCUUCUUCACCGGCGAGAAAAUCCGGAUUUGGGUCGGCGAAUUCCAACAUGGAUGCUGCAAGUUCACCCCGGGUUUUCACCGGAUCUCUCUCUGCAACUGAGAUGGAGCUCUCCGAGGAUUACACUUGCGUGAUAUCUCACGGUGCCAAUCCGAGAACUACCCAUAUUUUUGACGAUUGCGUCGUGGAGAGCUGUUAUGGUGUCGUCGGAUUCUCUGCUCUGAGGAAAGAGAAUGGAUUUCCCUGCGAACGGUCAAAUUACCAAUCGGAGAAUUUCCUCAGCUCCUGUUACACAUGCAAGAAGAAUCUUGGGCAGGGAAAAGACAUUUUCAUCUACAGGGGUGAGAAGGCUUUCUGCAGUCGAGAAUGCCGGUAUCAGGAGAUGAUUUUGGAAGAUGAAAUGGAUAAUUUGGAUUGCUCUUGACAGUUUUCCUAGUCACGUUUAUCUUAAUCCCUCUGUUGUUCAGUCAUGUACAAAUUGUUUGUGGACUUUCAUCAAAAUUUUAGAUCAAUUAAAAAAAAAAAAUCAACUUAAUCCAAUUCUGGAAAGUUGAUGGUGUUUUUGGUCCUUAGUGAUCUUCUCCAACUAAAAAAUAUUGGCUAAAUUUAGUGCUUGGUUUUGUGGCUAAUUACCUUUUUUUUUUUUUUUUUUUUUAUCACUAAAGUGUAAGUUUAUUUCUUCUAAAUUAAUUUAGAAAUUUUCAAAAAAAUUAAAAUUAAAAAAGUGUUGUCUAAUAUAAACUAUUUUAGAUAGUAAAAUACUAAUCAUUAAAUGAAAUUAUGAUGCGUCCAUGGGAUUGUGUUAUCUGAUGUUGUGGGUUUUUUUUUUUCCAUCCAUGAGACCAUGUUUUACCGUUUGAAUUAGAUUGUAAAAUAAGGAAUUCUAUCAAAA